Amphibalanus amphitrite is the source of this 2981-nucleotide messenger RNA. RefSeq names its product MAP kinase-activated protein kinase 2-like. Gene Ontology annotation, cellular component: nucleus; cytoplasm. Bases 398 to 1492 code for a protein of 364 amino acids. Gene Ontology annotation, molecular function: calcium/calmodulin-dependent protein kinase activity; ATP binding; calcium-dependent protein serine/threonine kinase activity. The record is from RefSeq and is a predicted model, not a curated record. Gene Ontology annotation, biological process: intracellular signal transduction; peptidyl-serine phosphorylation; protein autophosphorylation. Lineage: Eukaryota; Metazoa; Arthropoda; Thecostraca; Balanomorpha; Balanidae. The transcript has 7 exons.
GUAAAUAUGCGAGCAUGUGUGCGAAUUUGACUUUUUUUCCAUAGAUUAGAUCUAAUAUAAUUUACUCGUAUACAUUUGCAUGUCAUUAAAAAUUAAUUGAAUAUCAUUUUGAGUUCUCUGACACGAUUGGAAUCAAUAAAGACAAUGAUUCAAGCAAUAUUUUUAGAUAGAUUUGGAAAAUUGCUUCCAUAUUCUUGUUGAGAGGCGUUUAUGGCGCGUCAGUCUCCGAACACCCCACUCAUUUAUUUCUUUUCACUUGGCUGCCUUGUGUGUGGAGUGGUUUUUCGGUCAGCUAUAUUUUUGGGUGCAUUAGAACGGUUAUAUAGCCUUGAUUAGAACCGAGAAUAUCUUCAGCAAGAAAGGGUGGUGCCGCCGCUGCUGCACCCAUUAGCACGUUAUGAAUAUCACCUUUCCCGUGCGCGAGCCGCUGGUGCCCAAGAAGCAUGCCAUCAGCGAUGACUACACGCUGUCCAGUCAUGUGCUCGGGCUCGGCAUCAACGGAAAGGUGCUGGCGUGCGUCCACAAGGCCACAGGAAAGAAAUACGCCCUCAAGAUUUUACGCGAUAACCCCAAGUCGCGGCGCGAGGUGGACAUCCACUGGCGCGCCUCGGCCUGCCCGCACAUCGUCAACAUCCACGCCGUGUACGAGAACAUGCAGGGCACUAACCGCUGUCUGCUGAUCGUCAUGGAGUGCAUGGAGGGCGGCGAGCUGUUCCAGCGCAUCCAGGACCGGCCCAACGGCGCCUUCACCGAACGCGAGGCGGCCGAGGUGGUCCACUCCAUCUGUAUGGCCGUCUAUCACCUGCACUCUGUCAACAUAGCGCACCGCGACCUCAAGCCGGAGAACCUUCUCUACACCACCAAAGGCGAGGACGGCGUGCUGAAGCUGACCGACUUCGGGUUCGCCAAGGAGAUCCUGGCGCGCGACUCGCUGCAGACGCCCUGCUACACGCCCUACUACGUGGCGCCGGAGGUGCUCGGCCCGGAAAAGUACGACCGCUCGUGCGACAUCUGGAGCCUGGGAGUCAUCAUGUACAUCCUCCUGUGCGGCUUCCCGCCGUUCUACAGUAACCACGGCCUGGCCAUCUCGCCCGGCAUGAAGAAGCGGAUCCGCGCCGGCGAGUACGACUUCCCCAACCCCGAGUGGCGCAACGUCAGCAAGGAGGCCAAGGAGCUCAUCAGAGACAUGCUCAAGACGAACCCGCAGCACCGUCCCACCAUCGAGGACGUGAUGCGACACAAGUGGAUCGCGAAAUACGCCGAGGUGCCGCAGACGCCGCUCUGCACGGCCCAGGUGCUGAAGGAGGAGGAGGACCAGUGGCCAGAGGUGCAGGACGAGAUGACCCGCUCGCUCGCCACCAUGCGCGUCGACUACGACCAGAUCAACCUCAAGAGCAUCGCCAACUCGGACAACUCGCUGCUGGCCAAGCGGCGGAACCGGGCGAACGCGGCGGCCGCCGAGCAGGCCGCCGCCCAGCCGAUGCAGAUGUGAGAGGCCGCGGCGAGCGCGCGCGGCGGCUCACCGCCAGCGCCCGUCUUAUUUUUGGAUGUCGUUUUACCGUGAGUGGACGGCCGAGGAGAGGAGCGGCGGUACCUCCGCGGCCACCGUCGGAGGCCGAGAGGCGGCUUCCAGAGGGUCCGGCGCCCGGGUCCACUUCCCUGACCACCUGGCCCGCGGCGGGCCAGGCCCAGGGCGUCACGAGGCCAGAGCAAGUCACCCGGUCGCGCUCGUCUCGCAUAAUCUGGAACUGGUGAGCGCAGUGGUGCCGCGACUGAGCAGUGAGACUGAGCUGCACUCGGCUCACCACAGAGACAGAGCGGCCAGAGAUUCACCCUCGGGGCGGCGGCCGGUGAGAGGCAUUCUGAGCCUGUGAGACGUGUGAACGUGUGACAAGGGACUGGUGUGAACGUAUGUGUGUGCAGAGUGGCGGUGAGCGUGUCACUCCCGGCCGGUGGAGACCCCGCCGUCCGCCGGCGUCUCACAACUCGACUGCGCCGCUUUAGUCUAUGCAACUGAUCGACGUACUCCCGUAUGAUAUAAUGACGCGCGCGACAACGUCUGAGAGGGGGGGGGGCGAAGAACGGUCUUAGUUGGUGCGUACGGCCUGUGGCGACUUCCCCAAAAGCCACGACUGCAUCAACAGUCGACUCGGAGACCGCUCGCCUGGGUUGUGUUGACCCUCCCUGCAUGGGUUAGUGAAGCGGCCGGGGAGCGCUGCGUUGUCCGGCCUCGGCCUCCGCCGGAGGAUUCCGGCGGACGAUGUUGGCGUCGUCCCCAGCUGUUCGAGUCGUAGUUCGCGUUCAGCGUUUAACCCGCGCGCCGGGCGGUCUAACCGACUCGACGGUAUAACGAGAUGUUCGGAGCUGUGUGGAGUGAAUGUUUUAACGGCUCGACCGUGUUUAAGUGAAACCGUGAGAUCAUAGAAUUCGUGCGACAGUGAGGUCUGCGGAGGGCCGGCUGUCUGAGGCGCGGCCGCCGUGGUAUCUGAAUCAAAUGUACCGACAACAUCAGCGGACUCAAAUCUGCCGCAUAUGAGUUUUUUGGUUCUCUAGAGAUGCUUGAAACAAACCUCUGUCCCUCACGGCCAGCUUACAAUCACGCUCGCGCUCUACCGCCCCCUUUGUUUGUGAUAUGUAGCAAUGAAUUAUGCAGACUCUAUGACGAUCACCUAUGCAGCGGGUGCGCGGGACUCCCGCUCGCGCCCCGCCCCCGCCCGCGCGGCCCGCAAUCACCACGGUCCGCGAGCCCUCCGCGCGCGCGUCGACCGCAGUCGGCCCGGUGGAGCCCCGGCUGCAGUCCGCCGGCCGCGCGGCCCGUGAAGUGCCCUUACGGGGACCGAUGGGGAGUGUGCCAAACGCGGGGCGGGUGAGCGAUCGAGGCCGUUUUACUGUAAAUAGUCUUAAUCUCCAAAGUGGCGGGACGGAGCGCGAGUUGGCGCCGUUUUCGGUGCUGCAGGUGUUAAUACAAGGCCUCUAACCGA